UGAGAGCCAGCUCAUAGGAUCGGAGCAUGAAUUUUGUGACUGACAGGGCUGGACAGAGUAAAGACGGAGACCUAAUGGGCAGGCUGACCCGCACCGCGGCCUGGCUCGGGGGCGCGGGGGGCGAGGCCAGGAGGCCCGGUCUGGAGCGAAGCAGGCUGGGCCCGGGCAACUGAGGCUGGACUGAGGCUGUGGGCCGCGAACUGACACUCGGCUGGGCCGGGCAGGGGAGUCUCGGAUGUCGAACGGGUGGGCAGCGAUGGCCCGGCUGCCCUGGGGCAGGGGCCGAGGUUAGGAGGCCCGGCCUAAGGCCAGGCCAGGCCCAGGGCCACCGAACCUGACUGAUGGCCCCGGGGCUCCAGUAUCUGCCUGACACGCCACGGGGGUCGAGAUUCCGGAGGCCAAGCCGAUGGGCGGAGGGGAGGACAGCAGAUUGGAGAGCGAGGGAGUGGGGCAGGGGGAGAGGCCGAAAGGCUCCGGGCGCCGCGGCCUGUCUGACGGCCCAGGGCUGACGGGAGCGAACCGACAACCGGGGUCUCGGGUGCCAAACUGACUGAGCGACCGAGCGACCCGCAGGACCGGGAGCGCCGGAGGCCACUCGGAUCGGCUCGAGCGGCGAGGAAGGACCGGAGAGCGAGUGGAGGGGGGCCCGGAGCGGCUUAAACAAGCGAGGGAGGCUCGAAUGACGGACAGGCGGGAAGGGCCAAGGAGGCCCCAAGCGGGGCGACGGCCCGCGGAUCCCGGACUGCCGGGCUGCCGUGGCAGGGGGCGCGGCGCCGCCAACAGGCCUUGGGCUGAAUGGGAGUGAACGGGGGCCCCAGGCCUGAGGGCGGCCGGGACCAAAGGGCCGGGCCUGGAUGGAGGGCGGCCUGGGGCGCCGGGAUGAACGGCCGGGGAGGGCGAACUGGCCAGUUGGGCUGGGAGGCGGGGCUGUGGGUUGGGGACCGCCGGCCGCGGCCUGGCCGCUGACGAGGGAAACUUGGUUCCGACGUGGGGCGAGUGAAAGAGGGGAAACCCUCCCAGGCCCAAUACUUCAAAGCAUCCUACCUCUGCUCAAUAUAUAUUACUUGGAGAGGAUUGAGGAAACUGCCCUCAAGAAAGGCCUCUCAACUCAGGCCAUCUGGCGCCGACUCUGGGAUGAACUGAUGAAGACAAGGCCUUCCAGUUUGGAAAGUGUGACAUGUUGGCGAGCCAAGUUUAUGGAGGCCUUUUUUUCCCAUGUUCUGCGUGGGACCAUUGAUGUGUCUUCUGACAGGCGUCUUUGUGAUCAGCGGUUCUCGCCUCUUCUGCACAGCUCCCGCCAUGUCCGACAGCUCACCAUCUGUAACAUGCUGCAGGGUGCAACCGAGCUGGUGGCUGAGCCCAACCGCAGGGUUCUGGAGACCCUGGCCAGCUCCCUGCACACUCUCAAGUUCCGCCACCUGCUGUUCUCUGAUGUGGCUGCUCAGCAGUCACUUCGGCAGCUGUUGCAUCAGCUCAUUCACCAUGGGGCUGUCAGUCAAGUGUCACUAUACUCCUGGCCUGUGCCUGAGUCAGCCCUUUUCAUCCUUAUUCUCACCAUGAGUGCUGGCUUCUGGCAACCAGGGCCUGGUGGCCCACCCUGCCGCCUCUGUGGAGAGGCCUCCCGAGGCCGGGCCCCAUCCCGAGAUGAAGGGUCCCUCUUAUUGGGCUCACGUCGGCCCCGCCGGGAUGCUGCUGAGCGAUGUGCUGCAGCCCUGAUGGCCAGCCGGCGUAAGAGUGAAGCCAAGCAGAUGCCCAGAGCUGCACCUGCCGCUCGGGUAACACGCCGGAGCACACAGGAGAGCCUGACAGCAGGCGGAACAGACCUUAAGAGGGAGCUGCAUCCCCCAGCCACCUCCCAUGAGGCUCCUGGCACCAAGCGGUCACCUUCUGCUCCAGCAGCCACCUCCUCUGCCUCUUCUUCUACAUCCUCAUACAAACGGGCACCAGCUAGCUCAGCCCCACAGCCUAAGCCCCUAAAGCGUUUCAAGCGAGCUGCAGGGAAGAAGGGUGCUCGCACCCGUCAGGGGCCUGGUGCAGAGUCUGAAGACCUGUAUGACUUUGUUUUUAUUGUGGCUGGCGAGAAGGAGGAUGGUGAAGAGAUGGAGAUUGGGGAAGUGGCUUGUGGAGCUUUGGAUGGAUCAGAUCCCAGCUGCCUGGGGCUUCCAGCACUGGAAGCUUCACAAAGAUUCCGCAGCAUCUCCACCUUGGAGCUAUUCACAGUUCCACUCUCCACAGAGGCAGCCCUGACACUAUGCCACCUGCUGAGCUCCUGGGUGUCACUGGAGAGCCUCACACUCUCCUACAAUGGCCUGGGCUCUAACAUCUUCCGCCUGCUAGACAGCCUGCGGGCCCUGUCAGGCCAGGCUGGAUGUCGCCUCCGUGCCCUGCAUCUCAGUGACCUGUUCUCACCACUGCCCAUCCUGGAGCUGACACGUGCUAUUGUGCGAGCACUGCCCCUGCUACGGGUCCUCUCUAUUCGUGUUGACCACCCAAGCCAGCGGGACAACCCUGGUGUGCCAGGGAAUGCAGGGCCCCCUAGCCACAUAAUAGGCGAUGAGGAGAUACCAGAAAACUGCCUGGAGCAGUUGGAGAUGGGAUUUCCACGGGGAGCCCAGCCAGCCCCACUGCUGUGCUCCGUUCUGAAGGCCUCGGGUUCUCUGCAGCAGCUGUCCCUGGAUAGUGCCACCUUUGCCUCUCCCCAGGAUUUUGGGCUUGUUUUGCAAACACUCAAAGAGUACAACCUAGCCCUGAAAAGACUGAGCUUCCAUGACAUGAAUCUGGCUGACUGUCAGAGCGAGGUGCUCUUUUUGCUACAGAAUCUGACUCUGCAAGAGAUUACCUUCUCCUUCUGCCGUCUGUUUGAGAAGCGCCCAGCCCAAUUUCUGCCUGAGAUGGUUGCUGCUAUGAAGGGCAACUCCACACUGAAGGGCCUCCGGCUGCCAGGGAACCGCCUGGGGAAUGCUGGCCUGCUGGCCUUGGCAGAUGUUUUCUCAGAGGAUUCAUCCUCCUCUCUCUGUCAGCUGGACAUCAGUUCCAACUGCAUCAAGCCAGAUGGGCUUCUGGAGUUCGCCAAGCGGCUGGAGCGCUGGGGCCGUGGAGCCUUUGGUCACCUGCGCCUCUUCCAAAACUGGCUGGACCAGGAUGCAGUCACAGCCAGGGAAGCCAUCCGGCGGCUCCGGGCUACCUGCCAUGUGGUUAGCGACUCAUGGGACUCAUCCCAGGCCUUCGCAGAUUAUGUUAGCACCAUGUGAUGGGGCCCGUACCUCACAGUCUCAUGCUCGGUACCAUCAGCUUGCAGGGGCUGAAGCAUGGGCUGCCCAGAACCCCAACCACCAGUUCUAUCUUUCUCUUUCUGUCACCUUUUUUCUCUUUUUUCCUUUUUCCCUUGCACUGAGGUCCUGGAGGCCUUGAUGAGGCCCAGCAAAGAGGCAUUCUCACAGCUGGGCUUAUAGUCUUUGGGCCCCUUACUCAGUAUCCUGGGAACCCUGGGCCAGGUUACAGUGGUCAUUAUAAUUGCUGAAGAGAUCCCCUCCCCUGCGUUCCUGCCUUCCCUCCUCAAGCAGGCACCCAGGCUUUAGAGAAUAGGGGGCUUCUUCCCUGCUGGGCUUACCACACUGCUCUCAGGCCUCAAACCCUUUCAUACCUUUAUUCUUUUUUUUAACCAAAAAAGUUUUUCUUAUAAAAUAAAUUUUGGGCAAACAUCA
This is a messenger RNA of Pongo pygmaeus (Bornean orangutan), 3704 nucleotides long. It is a transcript of the gene LRRC41, whose product is annotated as leucine rich repeat containing 41. Gene Ontology annotation, cellular component: nucleus; cytoplasm. NCBI's taxonomy places the organism in Eukaryota, Metazoa, Chordata, Mammalia, Primates, Hominidae. The record is from RefSeq and is a predicted model, not a curated record. The coding region runs from base 855 to 3251 and encodes 798 amino acids. The transcript has 10 exons.